Molecule: messenger RNA, 1160 nt
Organism: Alnus glutinosa
Lineage: Eukaryota; Viridiplantae; Streptophyta; Magnoliopsida; Fagales; Betulaceae
Product: tropinone reductase-like 3
Exons: 6
Coding region: 221-991 (256 amino acids)
Molecular function (GO): oxidoreductase activity
Source: RefSeq, a predicted model, not a curated record
GGGCAGGGGACGUUUCCCCUGCCAAUCACUACUCUAACUCUCUCUCCCGUUCUCUACAGCCGGCGACGAAAUAUCCUGUCCCAUUGAAACAAUCCAAAAUAUCUUCAAUCAGCAGUCGGCAGCAUAUCGAUUGCGAAUCCCAAGAAACGCAUACUAAGAUCCGACGACUAAUCUUAUUUCUGGUUCUGAGAUAGAAUUCGGUACCAGAUUUGACGGGAAAAUGGAGAAGACGACGAAAAUUGGGAAGAGAUUUGAAGGGAAGGUGGCGAUCGUAACGGCUUCGACUCAGGGCAUUGGCUUCGGCAUAGCCGAGCGGCUCGGCCUGGAAGGUGCCUCUGUCGUCGUGUCUUCUCGCAAACAGAAAAAUGUAGAUGAGGCAGUUGAAAAACUCAAAGCUCGAGGAAUCGAAGUUUUGGGUGUCGUUUGUCAUGUGUCUAGUGCAGAACAAAGGAAGAACCUCAUAGACAAGACUGUUCAGAGAUAUGGAAAAGUAGAUGUGGUUGUAUCCAAUGCUGCUGCUAAUCCUUCUACUGAUCCCAUUUUGCAAACGAAAGAAUCUGUACUGGACAAACUGUGGGAGAUAAAUGUCAAAUCCUCCAUACUUAUUUUAAAGGAUGUAGCUCCUUACUUGCAGAAGGGUUCUUCGGUGGUUAUAAUCUCUUCUAUCACCGCCUACCAACCACCACCUUCCAUGGCUAUGUAUGCAGUGACUAAAACGGCGCUUCUUGGGCUUACCAAGGCUCUCGCAGCCGAGAUGGCCCCGGAUACUCGUGUAAACUGUGUUGCUCCGGGUUUUGUACCAACGUACUUUGCCGCAUCCCUUAUAGAAGAUGAAUCUGUUAAGCAGGAGAUCGAGGCGAAGUCUUUACUUAACAGGCUCGGUACCACUCAAGACAUGGCUGCUGCUGCUGCCUUUUUGGCUUCUGAUGAUGCAGCUUAUAUAACAGGAGAAACUCUGGUGGUCGGGGGAGGGACGCCCUCGAGACUCUAAUUCCCUUUCUUCUUUUCUCAAUAACCCAUUGAUUUAUUUACUUGUUUUCAAUGGGAUGAUUAGAAUGCAAGAACUAUAAAGUCACAAGUUACAUGUAAUCUAUUAUAGACCUGAAUAUGGAAAGAAGCCAGUAUAUAUAUAUAUAUAUAUAAUCUCCGUUUGACAUCCA